Fusarium musae is the source of this 525-nucleotide messenger RNA. RefSeq lists its product as uncharacterized. The transcript has 2 exons. The record is from RefSeq and is a predicted model, not a curated record. NCBI's taxonomy places the organism in Eukaryota, Fungi, Ascomycota, Sordariomycetes, Hypocreales, Nectriaceae. Bases 1 to 525 code for a protein of 174 amino acids.
AUGGGUUUUAACAAGAACCGACUUUAUAUCGCAUUGUAUCCGAGUGGGGUCGUUAACAACGAAGAGCGUCGCUAUCAUUGGGGAUUUCUCAUCGGUCCUAAAAACGAGUCCGGAACCGAAGUCCCGGGCAUGCGCUACCAUGUCAAAAACCACCCGAUGCACGGCUGGGUCUAUGAAGAGAUCGAUCUUCCUAACGUCCGGAGCACGAACAGUCUGCUAGCCCGCAUCAUCAUCGCCAAAGUAGAAGACGAGAAGCGGCUUGUCGAAAUAUUUCGUAGCGCGCCGGUUGUUCAGAGCGACCCAAAUUGGCGUUGUCGCACCUGGGUUGCGGACGUCCUUUCGAGGAUAGCAUCAGACGGCGGUAGGGCUGUUGGCACGUCGGAGCUAGACUGGGCAAAGAUUGAGAGGGUUGCUCGUGAUUACGUAGCGAACAAGACGGCGACUGGAAGAUACAUGGACCCGGCGGUCAUGCCGUUGCCAAAGCCAACUUGGGAUAUGCUACAGGGAAAGGAGGUUGUACCUUGA